UUGAAUCGUGCCUGUCUGCAGACACACACAACAACCAGCAGCAGCAGUAACAGCUGAGAGAGCAGCAGGGAAAGUGUACAGCUGUCUGUCAGCUCUACUUCACUUCAGACAGGGCUCGUUGUUCGUGCCUCAGUCUCUCACGUCUUGGAUACAUCAUGUCGUUCAUUCUCAUGAAGAAAAAGAGAUUUAAAUUCAAAGUAGACUUCAACCUGGAGGAAUUAUCCUCGGUCCCCUUCGUUAACGGAGUCUUAUUCUGCAAAGUUAGACUCCUGGAUGGAGGCUUUGCCGAAGAGUCGACCCGGGAGUCUGUCCAAGCUAACUGUGUACACUGGAAGAAGAGAUUCUCUUUCAUGUGUAAGAUGAGCGCCAACGCUGUGACAGGUGUGCUAGACCCCUGUUUGUGCCGGGUGUCUGUGCGCAAGGAAUUGAAGGGCGGGAAAACGUUUGCAAAGCUGGGCUUUGCUGACUUGAACCUGUCUGAGUUUGCUGGAUCAGGCAGCACUACACGACGGUGUCUCCUAGAGGGAUAUGACACCAAGAACACCAGACAGGACAACUCAAUUCUGAAGGUUGUCAUCACCACACAGCUUAUGUCUGGAGACCCCUGUUUCAAAACACCCCCAUCUACAGCCAUGACUCUGGGAAUCCCACAGGCUGAAGCAGAGUGUCUCCUUGAGGACAGAAAGGGAGGUGACAUGCACAUAUCCCGUUCACUCACUGAGAUUCCAGGAAAGUCAGUAUCAGUCCCAGAGGAGCUGGUAGCGUACGGUCACUCUCGAACACCCAGCUAUGCAAGUCAACAGUCAAAAAUCUCAGGUUACAGCUCAAAUCACUCCAGUUUAACAGAUCUGAGCCAUCGGCGGAGCGCGUCAGGAGGUUCUGCCUCCACGGGCAUCGGCAGCAUCCUGGAACCCGGUGAUCAGCAGGGGGAGAGAGGAGAGAGGGAGAGCAGGACCACUCCCCCCACCUCUGCCACCUACCACCACGUACCUGAACACCUGUCUACCCCUGCUAAAUUUCCAAGACAUCCAGUGAAGCAGAACUCAGUGGAGAAUCAGCUGAAGAGAGUCGAUGCCACGAGGGUGGAUGCUGACGAUGUAAUAGAGAAAAUCAUGCAGAGCCAGGAUUUCAGCCAUGACUUCUUGGACUCCAGUGCAGAGGAGGAGGGGCUUAGCUUGUUUGUUGGUCCUGGUGGGAGUACAGCCUUGGGAAGCCAGCACACGAGGGUCGCAGCUGGAGCCUAUGAGCAGGUGGUGAUUAAGCGCUAGGCUUUGGGAAGCAUGUGGCUGCCCUAAAAAGGGGUGCUGUAUUACACUGAUGCGGGGUACACAAGACUGAGCAGUGGAGGUGCCAUCAGAACUUGCUCCCGCCUCAUUCCAGGAGAUAUAAUUUCUCUCUUAUGCAAUCGCUCUGCAUCUGACCGGCAGUGUCUGUGGACCAGGAGAGCCACCUAGUGGUAAGAAAGUGGAAGUGAAGGCCACUCUCAGAACAUUUUGGUGACUGAAAUAUCUGGUGAACUACUUACAUUUCUGUUGGUCUUCUUGUGCUCUAUGAAAACUGUAAUUCAACACAUAUUGGUUACUCGUCAUGGUGACAUCUGAGCUAUUAAGGGAUGUCCCUGUUAUUUAAAAAAGUGUGUUAAUGUGUCCAACAUGUUUUUACUUUGGUAUGGUUGAUUUUUAUUUCAUUGUUUUAUUUGUAUCCUCAGUAGCUGCAGAAAAGGACUGUGUCCAUUCCUUGAAGUCUGACAUAUUUAAACAAAUAGAAAACUGACAGUGACUGCAAUAAAAUCCAAACACUCCUGUUCACCUGGUUGUGAAGGAUGACUGCAUUCAAAACACCAUGAACUUUUUAUGUUUUGUGCCUUCGGUAUGAUAUCUCUUAUGUGUGUGUGUGUGUAUGUGUGUGUGUGAGAGAGAGAGAGAGAGAGAGAGAGAGAGAGACUGGUGUAUGUAAAGUUGAAAGCGAUGAGUUUAUUUUUACCACUGAUUUUGUAAAUGCAUCACUGAUAUUAGUAAAAUGUAUAUUUGCUGCCACUGACGUAAUAUCUAUGGUAUGUAAGCUAUGUAUGUAUUAAAAGUGCUCUCUAUGAAGCCCAUCUGUAUGUUGUUUUUAAGAUGGCAGAAUGUUAAUAUUUUAUUUAAAGCCAAAUAAAAAGCACAUUCAAAAAAGCG
Larimichthys crocea (large yellow croaker) is the source of this 2174-nucleotide messenger RNA. RefSeq names its product protein FAM102B. Lineage: Eukaryota; Metazoa; Chordata; Actinopteri; Sciaenidae. The record is from RefSeq and is a predicted model, not a curated record. Bases 156 to 1268 code for a protein of 370 amino acids. The transcript is spliced from 11 exons.